Molecule: messenger RNA, 3162 nt
Organism: Anopheles moucheti
Lineage: Eukaryota; Metazoa; Arthropoda; Insecta; Diptera; Culicidae
Gene: Vps16A
Product: vacuolar protein sorting-associated protein 16 homolog
Exons: 8
Coding region: 84-2591 (835 amino acids)
Biological process (GO): endosomal transport; intracellular protein transport; vacuole fusion, non-autophagic
Cellular component (GO): lysosomal membrane; endosome; cytoplasm
Molecular function (GO): actin binding
Source: RefSeq, a predicted model, not a curated record
AACAUUUUAAGAGCUGCUGUGCAAGGACAGUAAGGGAGUUUUAUAAGUUUAUGUAUAUAUUCAGUUAAGCUAUACAGUGUAAAAUGUCGCUCCUUUGUAACACUGGUGAUUGGUUUACGUUAGGGCAGGGAAAUGCCUUUAGGAAAAUGGAAAUUUAUAACAUGGAAUGGCCGGCCAGUAUAAAUCUAGAAAACAUGGUAGUCCAUGCGGCUCCAUAUGGUGGCCCAAUUGCUGUUGUGAAAGAUCCAAAGCUGUUCAUCAAAUUGGAUGGUGCCACUAGCACUAGACCCAUCAUUAGGGUGUUUAACUGUGUGGGCAAAUUAAUAUCAUCAAUUAAUUGGGAUUGCGGUAAUCUCGUCACUUUUGGUUGGUCUGACUCGGAAGAAUUGAUCGGUGUGCAGGAUGACGGUACCAUCUUCAUACACGACAUGUUUGGGAACUUUGUGCACAAGUUCAGCGUCGGGAAGGAUGUGACGGAUGUGGCGGAUGCAAAAAUAUUUACUUCCACGUCCGGUACCGGUGUGGCUGUUAUGACAUCAGGCUUUAAAAUUUAUAUCCUGAACAACAUAAAGGACCCAAAAUCUCGUCCGCUGUCCGAGCUGCUGAAUCUUACAAGUAACCUUACUUGCUGGGAAAUGGUUUGUAAAGAUCGUACAACGAGCUGUUUGCUAGCGGUUGGAAAUGAAAUUACCAUCGUGCGACAUGGGGACAACGUGUUCACCAACCACACCAUAACGAUGAGGAACGAUUUCCAGUCGAUAAGCUUGCUGUCCGUUUCGUUUGAUCACGAACAUGUUGCCCUGCUCACCAAUACCGGUUGCCUGUGGAUGGGUUCUUGGGAUCUGAAGCACAAGUACUGUGAGUUCGUAACGGGCCGCCAGGAAAAAGCGAACCAAUUGGUGUGGUGCAUCGACGGAACCCCCAAGCAUGAAUCGCAGGCGGUGAUUGUGAGCUACAUGAACCUGAUACUGAUCGUUGGUGCGACUGGUGAGUCUAGCGUUUACACGUACGACUCACCGAUGACGCUCAUCCCCGAGAUGGAUUGUGUGCGGGUCCUGACGAACUACUACCAUGAACUCGUCCAGAAGGUACCACCCAGUACGAGCAAAAUAUUCGGCAUCAACAUUUCCGAACCGGCAAGCUUUCUGUUUGAGGCGCAGCGAAAGUUCCAGGAUCGCAGCCAUCAGUCGGACGAAUAUCUGUGCCUAAUCCAGAACAAACUGCCGGCAGCGGUCGCGGAUUGCAUCGAGGCGGCCGGACACGAAUUCGAUCCAAACACACAGAAAAGUCUGAUCCGUGCGGCGUAUUUUGGCAAAAGUUUCAUCUCCGGGUACAACUGCAGUGAAUACAUUACGAUGUGCAAAACGCUCAAGGUGUUGAACGUGUUGCGUGACCGUGACGUUGGCAUACCGAUCACGAUACAACAAUUUAACCAUCUGCAACCGGUUAUUAUUUUGGAUCGUUUAGUAUUUCGAAAGUAUUACGGUUUAUCUAUACACAUUGCAAAAUAUCUGAAGCUACAAGAAACCCGUAUUUUAGAGCAUUGGGCAUUCCAGAAAAUUAUCCACGAUAAAAAUGACGAUGAGAUAGCUCGUAAAAUAUCAGCGAAAUUCUCCAGUGCUGGUCUCCGGGAACCGAUGUCGUACGCUAAUGUGGCUGACAAAGCGCAACAGAUCGGAAAAACCAAACUUGCUAUUACGCUACUCGAACUGGAAACGAAAAAGAAGCUACAGGUGCCACUGCUGCUGAAACUUGGUGCGAGCGAGAAAGCGUUAAUUGCCGCCACCCAGUCCGGUGAUAUCGAUCUCAUCUACAUGGCGAUACUGGAGAUGAAGAACACGUCCGCACUAGCCAAAUUCCACAUGACAAUCCGUCGUUACCCGUUGGCUCAAAAUCUAUACAAAAAGUAUUGCCAACUGAACAGCCUUUCCACGCUGAAGGACAUCCAUUCGCAGGAGGACGAUUUCCUGUCGCAGGCAGAACUGGCGCUCCGUGAAGCGCUACAGCUCGGCAAUCUGGACGCCUCGAUACCGGACAUUAGCGGCAACUACCGGAAGGCGGGCAAAGCGAUCGAGGCCGAUUUGGCGGAUGAAACGAAGAAGCUAAUCCGGCACCAAAAGCUGUUGCAGGAUAAGUAUCAGAAGGAUUUCUUCGGGUUGCCGCUGCACGCUAUGAUACGGAAGUUGCUGCAGCUCGGCGAUCAGCGUUACGCCGAAAAGCUAAAAGGCGAGUUCAAGAUGUCCGACCGGCGAUACUGGUGGGUACGGGUACAAACAUACGCCGACAACUAUCAGUGGGAAGAGCUGGAGAAGUUUUCGAAGGCGAAGAAAAGCGUUAUCGGAUACGAACCGUUCGUUGAGGUGUGCCUGUCGAAAAUGAACGUAUCGGAGGCGAAAAAGUACCUCCCACGGUGUACCGAGGAAAACAAGCUGAAAUGGUAUUUAAGGGCAGGUUGCUAUGCGGAUGCAGCCACCAUUGCGUUCAUGCAGAAGGAUAUCGAUAGCUUGCUGAAGAUACACGACCACUGCAACGAUUCCGCCCUAAUGACAACGGUCGAAAACAUGAUCGGGCAAUUGUCGAGCAAGAAAUGAUGCAUGAAGCGAAAGCUUUGAACAGCGUCGAUGAAACAACCCCUUCGCUCGAAUUUAACUCUUGAAGCACACGGUGUUUUCCUACGCUGAGCAACGUGAGUCGAAGCUGACCGGGUUUGGGUAAGUAACCAAUAAACGAAAUAUUAUAUACGAUCAAACCUGUUUCUCUCCACGUAUCGAACUUGAGUUACCUCAUUCCCGCAACAGACGGGAACUGCUUGUGUCGACAUUCCUACGAGCACAAUCAUCAUGCUUUCUCAUUUUGCUAGGUCCGAUUAUUAGUUUAGUGCGAGGGAGAAAGCUUGACGAUUUUGCCCGUGGAUUUCUAUCGAACUUCGCAUAGCCUGGCCUUAGAGCGGUGAAGCCUGAACGGUGAGUGAAGUUCGGAGAGUAUUCAAGCAAAGUUCGAUACGUGCAGAAAAGCAGUUACUGGCGCAGCGAUCAAGUUGUGUACAACUCACAGCUUUGUCGCCGGUUAAGCGUUAAGGGUUAGAAGUAAUUAGCAUUGUGUUUACUAUGUGAUCAGUUGGAGCUAAGGAUAAAUAAAAUAUAUUCUACCAUUGAGCUAUAC